CCCUCUCGCAGAACCAUCAUCGACCACAGAAACAAAGACCCAUCUUGCUAAAUCCUCUCCUCUCUCUCUCUCUCUUCAUCAUCGUCGACUUAUUAUCUCUAAAAAUGUCUUCUUGUACUUUGUUCAGAAUCUCACGAGUAAAAAAGCCCAUGGCUUUAUCUUCCUUGCCGACUAUUUCUGUCAAUAGCAAGUUUCAGGCUUGAGAUUCUGACACAUUCUGCGAAAUGGGUCUUGUAAAAACCGCAUGGCUUCCUUUGCUUCUAUGGGUUUUCUCAGCAUUGUGCUUCAGGGUUCAUCACUGUUAUGGCUCUGAGCUUUCCAUCAAGUUCCUGAAAGCACCUUCCGUCAAUUCUAGGUUUAACUCCACAACGUUUGUGUUUCAAGCGUUUGUGGAUAAGAACAGAACUUGUUCAAGCUGCAAACUGCGUUGCAAGCUAGAUGACCAAGCCGGUUUGGACUGCCACCGAGGAAAGAUUUCGUACUCGAAGUUGCAGGAUGGAAACCAUACAUUUGAGGUCUGUGCAAGAGAAAGACGAGGGUUUCGCUGUUUUAGCUAUAACUGGACUGUCGACACAAUUCCUCCAACAGCUUAUGUAAAUGCAUCAAUGCCCUUCACAAGUGCGCGGAAUGUGACUGUUAAUGUUUCGUUCUCUGAACCGUGCAUUGGUGGAAGAGGUUUCAGAUGUUCAUCCUCGAAUUCCUGCGACCUUCUCGUCUAUGGUGCUGGCCAAGUAAUACCAUCUUCUUUCACUGUUCUUGAACGGUAUCUUAGAUAUUCACUUCUUGUCGGGUUAGCUCCCGAUCUUCAAUACAGGCGAGUUGUGCUGGUUAUGAACAAGAAUGUUUGUUCUGAUGCUUCUGGCAACAAGUUCAAGAGAGUUACAGGCUCACGUUUUCUCAUCCAUUUCGACAGAAGAAAUGUCUUUGUCAACCUGCGAACUCAUGUCCCGGAGAAGUUGCUUAAGCUAGAUAACCGAACUAGAACGGUUCAGGCAACCAAUGAUUAUGACAAGAUGAAGGUUUACUUGUAUUUCUCAGAACCGGUUCUUAAUUCUUCAGCCGAGAUUUUUACCCUACUGAGCAUAAACCAAGGUGGAUUACUUCCCAUCGAUGGAGAAACCCGUGGAAAUCGAAGAUUUGCAUUUAUGGUAACGAAUGCAUCUCGGGUUGCUAUAGUAACGGUGGCCCUUGACCCGAAAUCCAUAAGAAGCAGAAAUGGAACCCCGGCUUCUCCAACUGCACCGCUAACUUUUCUAUAUGAUACGGAGAGACCUCGUGUUGUAUUGAACACAACAUCUGGUAUGAGGACGCGAAAACAUGUCAUCCCUAUGUGGAUUAAGUUCAUGAAACCCGUUUUCGGGUUUAACUCCUCGCUCAUAUCGAUUUCUGGUGGACAUUUGUGGAGUUUCGAGGAACUCAAUCGGAGCCUAUACAUUGUAUACAUACAAGCCAACACUAGCCAAGUCACUGUCAAGAUUCCCGAAAACGUUACCGAAGAUGUGGCGGGAAACAAGAACCUUGCAUCAAAUAUUCUUGAAGUGAGACACUGCAUUUGUGUUCACAAUGUGCCCGCAGAUUCUAUGCCGGUAAUAUCUUCCGUGAGUAGUUUGGUUUCAACAUCCAUUUUCUUGGCGACAUCUUUCGUUUCGGGACUCCUCACUCUUUCUACCGCAAACCUUCAGUCUCUCGGAGCAUUUCCAAGACCAUCUCCUUUGCUGACAUCGGACCCAACUCGGAUUCUUUUCAGAACUGCCUGUCACAUUCAGUUUUUCGCACUCUCUAGAUGGCUACCGGUUACAUUCCCGGUCGAGUACUAUGAAUUUGUGAGAGGGAUCCAAUGGAUAAUCCCGUAUUUUCCGCUACCGUGGGAAGCUAAGCACAAUGAACAGAUAAUGGUGGCCUCAAAUCCCCACAAUGGCCCGUAUUCUUUCCUUUCUGAAACUCUCAACAACAAGCAGACUGAAAUGAAUACAGAGUCGGUGUUUGGAUUGCCUCUCACCGCAGUGGAAUACAGAUGGUUUUUUGAGACACCAAAUCUCAAGCCGGAAGCAGAACGCUUUCUUGAUCAAUGGCAUUCAUCAGUGUGGAGAGAUUUCUACAGGAUCAUGUUCUGGAUAGCCGUAAUUGGAGGCAGUUUAGUGGUGCUGCAUCUACUUUUGUAUCUGAUACUGAAAUUUAAGCAGAGAAACUCCGAGAAGAAGAAGAUGAGCUUCGGUGCUUUUGUUUUCCCGAGAAUCGAGCUCUUUCUUCUCAUUCUUCUUCUACCCUCUGUCUGCAAAGCUGGAAGGAGCCUGAUACAAGGCUAUUUCAAGCAUCGGGGAACUGCAGAAGCGAGAGUAGUGGUCGGUAUUAUCGUGCUUUGUGUAGUGCUCCUUCUGCUUCUGGCUCUGUUUCUGUUCCUUUCGAUAGGCAUAACUUUCGGGAAGCUACUACAGUACAAAGAAGUUCAUCAGGAAGGGGAGAAGUUUCACUGGUAUCAAGAACUCAUCCGUGUGACCCUCGGUCCUGGAAAACGAGGCCAAUGGACAUGGAAAACACAACAGAACUCUGUUUAUCUAACUAUGUUUGGUCCCCUGUUCGAAGAUCUAAGGGGCCCUCCAAAGUACAUGCUGUCUCAGAUUUCCGGAAGCAAUCCCCUCAAGCAAGAUGAUCGCAUCAUUGCAUCAGACGACGAGACUGAAGAUGCUGAAGCUCCGUGCAUUCAGAAACUCUUCGGAAUCCUCAGAAUUUACUACACGUUUCUCGAAACCGGGAAGAGGGUUUCCCUCGGGAUCAUAGCCGGUGGUUUCUCGGAGAACGAAACUGCAAAAACUCCUCUACUGAUCAUCUUGUGCAUCACAUCUUUCCAGCUCUUCUUCCUUGUUCUGAAAAAGCCCUUCAUCAAAAAAAAGGUUCAGUUGGUAGAGAUCAUCUCCAUCACAUGCCAAGUCGGUAUCUCGGCCACAUGCUUAGUCCUCGUCGAGAGAAGCUUUCAAGAAACGAGCGAGAAGAAACUCGGGAUAUUCAUGGUCACGCUGUUCUUGAUCGGGUUCGCAGCCCAGAUGACCAACGAGUGGUACGCAUUGUACAAACAAACAAAGAGGUUAGAUCAGAUCAACAGAUCGUUCUUGAGCGGGGUCAAGUUGUUCGCCAUUGGAAUCUUCUCGCUUUUCCUCCCCAAGAAGCUGAUCAAGAACAAGCUCCCAGCGGCUGAACAAGAGGGAAACGCCGAUGAUAUCCUGGGAGCCCUCUCUGCAGACAAUAAGUACAGAUCCUCUACUGGAAGCAGAAGCUCUGGCAGUACGGAAAGACCGUGGCUGAGACAUCUGAGGGAAAUGGCCAAGGCAAGCUUCACGAGAGACAGAAGCAGAAGCAGAAGCAGUGGUAAGAGCCCCAAUGAUCCAUCGGGGAGCAGAAGUGGAUGGAGCGGUCUCUGGGCAAAUAAAAGAAGUGGAAGCUCUUCUAAAGACUCGCCCUCUGACCUCAGGCCGAGACCUAAAGGUCUGUAUAAAGAUUUAGAGGCUAUCUUUGCUUCAAAAUGAAGACAAUGUUGGUGUUUUUUUUUUUUGUGUUCCUUUGGCUCAUGUACUGUUUAAACUGUAAGGGUCCAUCAAUUUUUAUAUACC
This is a messenger RNA of Tarenaya hassleriana, 3605 nucleotides long. RefSeq lists its product as uncharacterized. Bases 225 to 3521 code for a protein of 1098 amino acids. NCBI's taxonomy places the organism in Eukaryota, Viridiplantae, Streptophyta, Magnoliopsida, Brassicales, Cleomaceae. The record is from RefSeq and is a predicted model, not a curated record. The transcript has 13 exons.